AGUUAACCGUAUAACUAGUGCUUUAUACAGCGGAUGUAAUUGCAUUUUCGUCGCACAAAAAGUAGAGCAUCCGAGUCGUCAUGAACUGUGAAGAUACCGUUACACUGAAGGGGGAAACUUUAUCCAGUGUUAUGCACAAGUGGAAGUGGAUAGGGUGAGCUUGAUCUCAACAAGUUUUGCGCAUAAGGUGGUGGGGUGAAGAAUGUCCGGGUAAUAAUAAUACUCGAAUACAUAAAAAGACGUCGCAGACCGUUGUAUAUAAGUGAGAGCCUGGGAAGGCGCCAGUGUAAUUCGGACGGUUAUGUCACUUGGAUUCAAUAUAACAUCUCUCUUGACCGUACCACCACCACGAUGCCAUUGCUGUCGCCCAUUCUCCCGUUCAAUCCAAGGUUCGCAUCCAAUCCUAGAAAAUCAGAAACGCUAGCGAUGCAGUACGACUGGCAUGUUGAACAAGUAUUGAAUGGCUUGCACCUGGAGCACUGGCAUCGUGACAACCAUGCAGUUAUGAUGGAGUCCGUUGAGGACGAAACCGACAAAAGAGAAACAAAUCGCCGCGGAUAUGAUGUUUUUCGGGUCGCAUGGAGGGCGCUCUUCCCACACUCUGACAGUAGUCCAGAAUAUUCACGGAUCUGA
Messenger RNA from Serpula lacrymans var. lacrymans S7.9, 633 nucleotides. RefSeq lists its product as uncharacterized. The record is from RefSeq and is a predicted model, not a curated record. Lineage: Eukaryota; Fungi; Basidiomycota; Agaricomycetes; Boletales; Serpulaceae. The annotation marks the transcript as partial. The transcript has 2 exons.